CGCCCACACCACGAUGCAAGGAACUUGGACUGUUUAACUCAUCCAGCAACUAUUAUACUCCCCCUUUGUCAACCCAGCUACUAUUACUCUCUAGGUUUAGUCCAGUGACUGCUCUCCCACCACUGUUGCUCACCUUGAAAGCAAUCGGUCCCGAUCCGAGUCUCACACACCGCCCAUUCCCCGGGAGGCAAGAUGAUUUAGUGGCAAGCCCCAUCUCCGAGGCCACAAUGCACAUUGUGCUUGCUCAUCCUCUCGGGUGUGAUGCUCCCCCACCACUUUAUGGGGUGGGGUGGGGGAUGUGUGGCAAGGGGACACAGAUAUCGGCUGUUCAAACUGGAACCCUUCGUCAUCUUUCCCCUCCCUCGUCCUCCAGAUCUUCGUCCGCAUCAUCUUCCUCCUUAUUGCCCUCUUACCAUCGGCUAUAACGUUUCGUAAUUACAUAUUUUUGCCUAUCCUACCUUCUCGCUACUUCCUUCCUCUCCGCCCCUCCUCCCCCCAUAUCGGCCUUAUAUCCAGCGCACGAGUAUUCCGCCGUCUUAAAGUCUAUCAUAACUCUUGUACACCCCCGCGUUUCAUCUGAAUCCCUUGGAUUUCCCCCCAGUGCUUAUCCCCAGCCUUGCUGCAGAUCACCCCUCCCCAGAAUUACCUGACCCCGCCCCACAACUUCUUGCCCUCCCGAUAUGGACCCUGGAGCACAUAGAGAAUUCCGAAAAUAUACCGGCGAUGCAAUUUCAACACUUUCUUGGGACGCCAACACUGGUACGCACAUUCCAUUCAGGGCCUCGGUCAGUCACAAACACCAUACGUGGGCAAAAACGCAUUUUUCAAAUCCAGAAUUGUUCUUGCAGCCCCGGACGGAGAAGGAGAUUCGUUUGAUUGUUAAUCUCGCUCGGCAAUGCGGAAAAAGGAUCGUUGUGGUGGGCUCCGGUCACUCGCCAAAUGAUCUCACCUGCACAUCAUCCUGGAUGGUAAAUCUAGACGGGUUCAGCUCCAUUGCCCUCGAGAAUUCCCGAGAACUACAACUCGAGGUCGAGGCUGGAAUUAGGCUUUAUCAGCUUGCGAAUGAGCUUGAAAAGCGAGGAUGGGCUAUGCCAAAUCUGGGAAGCAUUACAGCUCAAUCCAUUGCGGGAGCCAUCGCUACCAAUACCCACGGCUCAAGUUUGAUGCAUGGCACCCUAUCCCAAGCCGUGGUUGGUCUCACCAUAAUGCUCUCGAGUGGCGAAUCCUUAAGGUGCAGUGCAAUGGAAAACGAGGAUCUCUAUCAUGCUGCACUGGUCUCACUUGGUGGAUUGGGAAUUAUUACACAUAUAGUUUUCCAAGCUGUACCAGCCUUCAACUUGGCUUGGAAACAAGAGGUUGUAAAGACCCCCCGGAUCUUGGAUAAUUGGAAAACGGAUUUGUGGACCAGAUCAGAAUUUAUACGGAUGUGGUGGUUUCCUUACUCCGGGAGGUCGAUCGUUUGGUCAGCAAACAGAACAGAGGAACCAUUACGUGAAAGGCCGCAUAGCUGGUACGGUGGAUGGUUAGGGCGAUUUUCAUACGAGCUCGCACUAUACUUCUCCACCUGGUUCCCAUGGUUGACUCCUAUUGUAGAGAGAUAUGUCUUUUCCAUGCAGUAUAGAUGGGAAGAGGGGCCGGCUGGCUCGGCUGUCCAGAAAAGCCAAGAUGCACUUACAAUGGACUGUUUAUUUCCACAACUUGUUAAUGAGGUGAAUAUAGGAUUUCUUACCCCCCGUCCCAAUGCCCCUCCCCCAACCCCCCUGAACGAGAGUCUGCUUGAAGAAUGGGAACAAGUAUAAGGGCAACAGCCGGGGGUUAGCGCUAUCGUGUAACCCCGACAGCUCUACUAGAUGUUUCAAGAAAAAUUUUGACCCCCAUGAGGCCUUUACCGUCCCCCUCACCUCCCCAAUCCCAACAAACAUCCGAAUCUCUUGCCUAAGCGUAUAUCUGACUUUACUCUGAAACGCCAAUAGUGGGCAAUUCCUUUAGAAAAAGGGCCGGAGGCAAUUCAACGCCUGCAGACAUGGCUAGAUGGAGAUAAGGGCAACAAAAGCGGCAUCCCGUUCUCCCCGAAAGGGAUAUAUGUGCACGCGCCAAUCGAGGUCCGGGUUGCCGACACCACCGUGCAGGCUGAAAAACCUUGGCUCGAUCAAAGUUGCCAGACGGGCCCAACCCUCUACCUGAAUGCCACCCUGUACCGACCAUUCCUCAAGAACCCGCCAGAGUGGGAGCGGUACUACAAUGCUUUUGAAUGGCUGAUGAAAGACCUAGGUGGGAGGCCUCACUGGGCCAAGAACUUUAUCUCCACGUCCAGGGAGGAAUUCUGGGGCAUGUAUCCCAAAAUGAAGGACUGGGUAGAACUCAGGGACGCCGUUGAUCCUCAUGGCAUGUUCGCGAACGACUGGCUGAAAAGGAACCUUCUGGGGGACGAAGAUGACACCGAGCUCACACAGAUCAAGGAGCAGAUCGGGAAGACCUAGUUCUAUUCAUCCUGGCAUUGUUCGAAUUUAAGGUGUAGGGGUUGAGUAUUGUGCCUGAUACCGCAGAGUACAUUUCAUUUUUUCUUCGUCCCCCGUUUAUCUCAUGUUCAACGUUAUUGUAUUUCCCCCUCAUUUCUUUUGGUUUCUUCGGGCACCCCGUUCAUGGGACUUCUCUGCUUUCUUGAUUCAUACUGCAUUACAUUACCAUGGCCUUUUGAGUAUAUGUCUAUUACCCUAGCACAGCUUACCCUUAGCUUACGGGGUACGCCUCGUGAGACGCGCUUUUUGCGGGUGACAGGGUCCUUCUGUUAAUACCACUGUUACUAAUUAGCUUGAAUAUCACGAAUGGAGCUACGGCGGGCGGGAGGGAAUACCAAGUGGUGGAUUGAUAAAACAAUGGAUGGAUCAAUGAGCUCUUCGGCAUGGGUGGAAUCUGGGCGAGAUGGGGAAAAAAAGAGUAGCUUAUUGUAACCUACAGUACCGAUACCUAGUUAUCGGUCACCCCCUAGUUACCUCUUGUCUUGAUUCGGGCCUAUCCGGUACAAUAUCUGGCUUGCUAUGUGGGGUUGGAAAUGUCUCUGAAAGUGGGAGACAUGCAGUCCCAAUGUUUCUUGAUGGUGAGGUUAUAACGAAUAUAUUGCGCCACAAGUUUCGCUCCCCCACGGUUAAAGGCUAUUUGCCAGUACUCACCAGUACAGUGUGGGGUCCAGGAACGAGGGGUGGGAUGGGUCAAUAGAGUACGAGAAAUAUCGGUGACAAAAAGUGAGAUUCCAAACCUGGAUUGUGUCCAACCCAUACAAAGUUUCAGAAGGCUGCAGGUAAAAUCAAGUUGGCCAGAACGCUAUCAACGCGGGAGAAGAAAAAAAGACAGGAAGGAAGAACAAUUGUAUGAUACUCGAGUAGACAGACUACAGCGAGGUGACACUGCCACCCGUAUCAAAUGCGAAUGCCCGAAAUCAACACUCCCUUUUCCCAACCCAGCACUUUACAAUCCGCGCACAAAAAGGCCUAGGGAGACUGCUAUUUUGCACCAAAAUUGCAUGACUUCAAGGACUA
Tuber aestivum (summer truffle) is the source of this 3536-nucleotide messenger RNA. The record is from the annotation of a GenBank genome assembly. NCBI's taxonomy places the organism in Eukaryota, Fungi, Ascomycota, Pezizomycetes, Pezizales, Tuberaceae.